Messenger RNA from Poeciliopsis prolifica (blackstripe livebearer), 5445 nucleotides. It is a transcript of the gene lin54, whose product is annotated as lin-54 DREAM MuvB core complex component. NCBI's taxonomy places the organism in Eukaryota, Metazoa, Chordata, Actinopteri, Cyprinodontiformes, Poeciliidae. The transcript has 16 exons. Gene Ontology annotation, cellular component: nucleus. Gene Ontology annotation, biological process: regulation of DNA-templated transcription. Bases 158 to 2539 code for a protein of 793 amino acids. The record is from RefSeq and is a predicted model, not a curated record.
UCGAACGUGGAGGGCGUGGCCGCUCUGUGAAAUGUCAGGGAGGAAUGGCGCUCGGCGCGGUAUUUUGAACAAUCGCCUUUUCCUUUCCUCGCUUCACCUGGAAACGCUGCCCAGCGUUGAAAUCUCGGGCCUAACAGAGAGAUAAGACACAGCAAGCAUGGAUGUGGUGUCACCGGAGCUCAACAGUCUCCUUCCUGAUGAAAUCAUGGAUACGGAGGCCAUAGAGGAGGUCCCUCACUCCCAGCCGGAGCCCCCGCAUGACACGUCUGUCCCCAUGGAAACGGACGCUCCCGUGACAUCGGAAAGUUUGAACAUCUGCUCCAACGCCGCUCCGGCGGAGCACGUCCAGGCCGUGACCACCGCUGCGGCUGCCGACUCCGCCGCCGGGAGUCAGUCUUCCGUCACGACCUUGUUCACCAUCAAGCCCGCCUUGGCUACUUCCACAGCUGCGACCAAAACCACAGACAGCCUCACCGGGACGACGGUUUCCACGAGCGGCACGCAGAAGCUCGCGACUUCGUUCGCCAUUUCUGCCGCCAACCACCAGAUCAUCCUGAACAAGGUGGCCUCGGCUCAAGCCACGGAGGCGGCGAAAGCUGCAGCUGCGCCGGCCCAACUCAUCAAGCAAGAAGGGCAGAAACUUUUGGUCACGACGAUAGGGAAGUCGGGGCAGCCGAUAGUGGUCCAGUUGCCCCACAUGGGCAGCAAGCCCGGAGUUUCACAGACUUCUGGGGACGCGAAGUCUCCAGCGCCGCAGUUCAAAGUGGUGACUAUCGGUGGGCGAGAGCUGAAACCAGUGGUGGGGAGCACUGGCAACCAGGUGACCACGUUACAGGCCCAACAGCUGAAGACCAUGCAGAUCCCCAAGAAAACACCAGCAUCCUCAACCGCUCCAAUCAAGUUCAUAAUCACAAAGACGGUCAACAGCAAAGGCCUGAGUCCUCAGACGUCGGUGACUCCUGUUAUCGCAGGGCGCGUGGUGACACAAACGUCUCCGGUGAUGUCGCCGAAAACCAUCACGCUGUCCGAGCCCCACAACACUACGAUCCAGAGCAUUCCUGGCAAAAAGAUCGCCAUCUCGCCUCUGAAGACUCCCAGCAAGGUAACCGUGGUGUCUGUGGCUUCCCCGCCGUCCAACACCAGCCAGAAGUCGGUAGCUCUGCCCGUCAAUGUCGCACUUGGCCAGCAAAUUCUUGCAGUCCAGCAGUCGGCGCCUGCAUCUCCGGUCAAGGUGGCCACCAGCCAGACGACGGCGCAGAACAUUAAGCCUGUCCAGUCCGUCGCCGUGGGAGGAGUGGGCAGCCCCCAGUUCAAGACCAUUAUCCCUCUGGCCACCCAGCCGAACGUGCAGCAGAUUCAGGUGCCGGGGAGCAGGUUUCACUACGUCCGCCUCGUCACGGCGACCACGGCCAGCGCGGUGGGCCAGCCCAGCACUCCCAACACCAGCUCAGUGCCCACGGGUAAACCUAUCGUGGUGAACACCGGAGCGGUCAGGAUGUCGGUCCCAGUCGUCCAACAGACAAUGAAACAAGUGGCGCCUAAGCCGUUGACAUCUGCACCACAAGUGGUCACUGCCACUCAGGCGCAGCAGCGGCUCAUCAUGCCCGCCACCCCUCUGCCCCAGAUCCAGCCCAACUUCACCAACCUGCCCCCAGGGACCGUCCUCACAUCUGCCCCCGGUGGCAGCAACGUGGGUUACGCCGUUGUUCCAGCACAAUACGUCACACAGCUCCAGCAGUCACAGUUUGUGACGCUCGCCAGCAGCUCUAGUUUUCCUGCGUCCAGCAGCAUCCAAACUCAGGCCAAACUCCCUUAUAAUGGCGUGUCGGCAGCAGAGACGACCUCAAGACCCAGAAAACCAUGCAACUGCACCAAGUCACAGUGCCUCAAGCUGUACUGUGACUGCUUUGCAAACGGAGAGUUUUGUAAUAACUGUAACUGUAACAACUGCUUCAACAACCUGGAGCACGAAACGGAACGACUCAAAGCCAUUAAGACCUGCUUGGACAGAAACCCAGAGGCCUUCAAACCUAAAAUUGGCAAAGGCAAAGAGGGCGAGUCGGACCGCCGGCACAGCAAAGGCUGCAACUGCAAGCGGUCGGGCUGCCUGAAGAACUACUGCGAGUGCUAUGAGGCAAAGAUCAUGUGCUCGUCCAUCUGCAAGUGUAUCGGUUGCAAAAACUUUGAGGAGAGCCCGGAGAGGAAGACGCUCAUGCACCUUGCUGACGCGGCAGAAGUGAGGGUCCAGCAGCAGACGGCAGCCAAGACCAAACUGUCCUCACAGAUCUCAGACCUGCUGAUGAGGACGACUCCCAUUAUAUCAAGUGGAGGCGGGAGGCUGCCGUACACGUUCGUAACGAAAGAAGUGCUGGAAGCGACGUGCGAGUGUUUACUAGAGCAGGCCAAACGGGCCGAACAGACUCGUCAGCCUCAGGCGGAGGCGGAGAGGGCGAUCCUGGAGGAGUUCGGACACUGCCUCAUGAGCAUAAUCAGCUCUGCCGGGAAAGCUAAAACAGACUGCGCCUCCAUCAACUGCUAGGCCAAACUCUUCUGGCUCUCUGUCCGCAAACUCUUGGGCAAGGAAGAGCCGGACCAUCUGGCUGCCCUCCGGAAACGCUGAAAGCGGAGAGAUCCUCCAGACUGCUGGAGUUAAGCUGCAUUAAUAGACUUGAGCUGGAAAACAAAAGGACAGAGCACACUGCCUCCGAAACAUGAACUUCAGCCCGAUUUCUUGCCCUCUAAGGGCUCUCCGGAUCUCCUCUCCUCUCUGUUUUUGUUUUGUACACUCUAUUCUUUUGCCAUCCUGACAUUUUCCAAGAACUGUUUUAUGUCAACAGUUUAUCUUUGUUCAUCAGUAGACGAACUAUCUUUUUUAUAUUUAUUUUAACAAAUCUUUGUAAUCAAGUGUGAGUGUUAAUAUGCAAGGUUUAGAGCUCUGCAGUCUGUCGAUUAUUAACUGAGGCUAGGCUAAGCUAUUCCAGCAGCAGAAAGUGGAGAUUUUCUACAGGUGUACAGAGAGAUAAAAGGAGAGAGAGAGAGAGAGAGAGAGAGAGAGAGAGAGAGCCCUCCUCGUAGCAGCUGAACACACUCAGACUGAUAGAGUUCCACAUUUUCCCCAGGUGCUCUUUUGUGCUUUAUUAAACGCAUACUGCACAUGAACUCACAGCUGACUUGAGAAAACAUUAGAUCCAUGUCAUAUUGACAAAUUACUGGGAUGUACACCAGCUGUUUUCGUCCGACUACAACUUUAGUUUUAACCCUCCCGCGGUCGUAAAAGAGUAAAUUAACACCCUUCGCGUGGUCCGGCGGGCUCGCACUAAUGUGUGCGGUGCGUGGUUUCGGGAAGUGACGGUCUUCUUGCAUCAACUCGGAAGCCCGGCUGUGACGUCGGCUGCAAACGACACAUCGCUGGCUUUGCUCGCACGCUGACGCAAGCUUUAAAAAGCGCGACGGCCGCGGGGAGGUUAAAAGCAACAGGCCCUCACUGCUCAGAAACCCAGAAUUCAAACAGAACUUUGCAACAAUAGAACCACACUAAAAAUACGGUCAGUAGGUUAAAUACGUCAUACUGGACGUUCACAGCCAAGAUGACUUUUGUUCCGGUUUUUGAAAUGAACUUUCCAGGUUUACUUGCUGCAUUUGUUCAAAAAAAAUAAUGUAUAAACCCAUGCCACCUUCCACAAACAGUCUAAUUUAGGGACGCACCAAUAUGAAAAUUUUGACCAAUACCAAUAUUGAUAUUAAGCUUGGUGUUAUGGUUAAUUAACCAAUAUUUAUCGUUGUUUACUUCAGCUAUGCAGCCCUCAAUCCUGCCCUGUAUUCCCAUUCCUCUUCUUUUACAGAAUAUGUCACAAUAAUUUCUAGACAUUAUUUACAUAUUUGAUACGGUUCAUAUUUGAUUAUAUCUGGACUGUUAUAACACUUCAUGACUCAAUAACUUUUUCUCUGGGACUAUUUCAAUUUCUAUCAUCAGUACAACCCCUCCUCAAUUAGUAGCUCCUCUUUUUUUUGUAUUGCUUUGCAAAGUAGCUUGUUUGUGCAUUGCUUCAACUCCUCUCUCAUUCCAUUCCAUAUACGCUCCACAAAUUGAUACACAUACUCCUCCUUGCAGUAUGAACAGUGUUAUCUUUUUGUUAAUUAAGUUGACCUCUUAAAUUGUACCUCCUCUUCUCCGUCACUAAACAUUUGUUGAAUGUUUCCAGGAAGUAAACCGAUUCUGUGUUAUACCCCGAACUUCCACUCGACCAAAAUGAGGGUGUUUUUCUUGAGGUCAUGUUGAGUUUUUGCCUUUUCAGGUGUGGUAAUAUCAGAGAUGAUAUGAAACAAGAGGAGCCUUGUGAUUAAGUAUGUGAUGCGUUUUGCCCAAAAUUGAAAUUGUCUUUGCUAGUUUUAGCAAAGACAAUUUGCUAAAACUUACUUCAUUUUGAAUUUCCAGCAGAUUUUAUGAGCCGGUGUCACACGGAGAUGUUUAAUUUCAAAUGCUUUCACCCGCUUCAAUAUGAUCAAUUUAUUUUUUUUACUAUUGUAUGUGCAGAAAUAUUGCGGCUUUAAAAUUACACAUGCUGAGGUCUCGUGUCGCCCUGGGUGGUUGCCCAUGUCAGAAAUCGCCAGUUGUUGAAUUUUUGUCUGCGUUUGAAACACUUCAAUGGAUUAUAACUAUUUUUAUUCCAUUUUUACAAAAAUGGCCCCUAAAUCAGGUUCAUAUGCAGUCACCAUUGUAUUUAGUUAACAGGGUGCAACACACUCUUCCCCACCAGGUAAGAAUGUUUGCACGUGUCAACGUGAAAAGAAGCUAGUUUGCUGAAUAUUUGAUUUUCCAAUGCCACCACUUGAUGGCAGUGUUCUGCCAGUAGCAGACCAACAGUACGGACGACUACGUCACCGCGCAGCUCACAAUGAUACGUUGAUGAUAUCCAUUAAAUUACUCUUGGGAUGCGAGCCUUUUUUUUUCGAUGAAUUAUCAUAACUCAUGAAAAUACUUUGCUAACAAAAAAAGAAACGGAACACGAGCAUGACGCGUCUCGGCACAUUCCAGCCGCUACGUGGCGGUAGCGGCAGAAAGUGAGUAAAUUAGAGCUGCAGGUGGGUGGCAACACCUUGGUUGUCGCUGCUGACAACCAUUAAUCCACAGUAGAAGAAGAGGAAGGCGGAAAAGGACGGCUUGGACAACGUGCAGCGGCAGCGUGUUGGAGGAGUCCGAGAGUUUGUCUUUCUACCUGGGUAUUAAAACGUUUAGUUGCCAUUUCUUCGCUUAUUAUGUGUAUUUUAAGCACGUUUGUAAUAUGUUGAUCAAGAGGAGCUGAUUUUCCAUUCUUACAGAGUUGGCCUGGUUUGCAGAAUACAGAGUUGGAGAUGAGUCACUGGACAUCUGGGUGGUGUUGACAAAAAUGGACCACUUUGUCUUUUGUUUUUCUUUGUAAUUUAGCAAAUAAAAUUUGAAGUAGA